Mesocricetus auratus (golden hamster) is the source of this 6384-nucleotide messenger RNA. It is a transcript of the gene Man2a2, whose product is annotated as mannosidase alpha class 2A member 2. The record is from RefSeq and is a predicted model, not a curated record. Gene Ontology annotation, cellular component: Golgi membrane. Gene Ontology annotation, biological process: protein deglycosylation; mannose metabolic process; N-glycan processing. NCBI's taxonomy places the organism in Eukaryota, Metazoa, Chordata, Mammalia, Rodentia, Cricetidae. The transcript is spliced from 23 exons. Bases 579 to 4031 code for a protein of 1150 amino acids. Gene Ontology annotation, molecular function: carbohydrate binding; alpha-mannosidase activity.
CGGAGCGAGCGCAGGAGCGCGCGGCGGUCCUGGCCCCCGCGGGAGCGCGGCUGCGGGACCGAGCAGGGGCGGUGGGUGGGCAGGCCUCUUGUCUUAGCCUGCGCAACGGCCCGAGCGCGGGCUGCGGUCCCCGGGGAUGCUAGCGGUGGCGGCUCGGCCGGCAGGGUCCCGAGCGGCGGGAGGCCGGCCGCGUACGGUAACGGGCCAGCCGGGGUGCGGGCGAUGACUCCUGCCUGCAGGCCGCGGGCGUUGCGGCCCCCGGGUGCCCGUUGAGCUCCGAGGGCCGGAGGGGGCUGGGCGGGCCUGCGGGGGAGCCCCCGUGGCAGGUGCCUGCCCCAGCGGUGACCCAGCUCCUGCUUCCCAGCUCCUCCCUCUUUGGCCCGGACCCAAUCUCCAGGGGCUAAAAAUAUUGCCCGGAGGCUCCUGAGCGGAAUCAGUUCGCGCUAAGUAGGACGCAGGGUGAGGUGACAGAGCUCUUCAGCACCAGGGCCGGAAGAGCAGACUCCAGGACGCGGUCCCGCCCACGCGCGUUCAGCAGCUAGCGUCCUCCCUCCGUCACAGGUGCGUGUGGGGCCAGUAUGAAGUUGAAGAAGCAGGUGACGGUGUGUGGGGCUGCCAUCUUCUGUGUGGCCGUCUUCUCCCUCUACCUGAUGCUGGACCGGGUGCAGCACGAUCCUGCCAGACACCAGAACGGUGGGAACUUUCCCAGGAGCCAAAUUUCCGUGCUGCAGAACCGGAUCGAACAGCUGGAACAACUGUUGGAGGAGAACCACGAGAUCAUCAGCCACAUCAAGGACUCUGUGCUGGAACUGACAGCCAAUGCGGAGGGCCCGCCAGCCCUGCUGCCCUACCACACAGCCAACGGCUCGUGGGCUGUGCUCCCAGAGCCCCGGCCCAGUUUCUUCUCUGUCUCCCCACAAGACUGCCAGUUUGCUUUGGGGGGCAAGGGUCAGAAGCCAGAACUUCAGAUGCUAGCUGUGUCUGAGGACUUGCCCUUUGACAAUGUGGAGGGUGGCGUGUGGAGGCAAGGCUUUGACAUCUCCUACAGCCCGAACGACUGGGACGCUGAAGACUUGCAGGUGUUUGUGGUACCCCACUCUCACAAUGAUCCAGGCUGGAUCAAGACUUUUGACAAGUACUACACAGAACAAACCCAACACAUCCUCAACAGCAUGGUGUCCAAGCUGCAGGAAGACCCCCGACGACGCUUUCUCUGGGCAGAGGUCUCCUUCUUCGCCAAGUGGUGGGACAACAUCAGUGCCCAAAAAAAGGCAGCAGUCCGAAGGCUGGUGGGAAACGGGCAGCUGGAGAUUGCAACAGGUGGGUGGGUGAUGCCAGAUGAGGCCAACUCCCACUACUUUGCCUUGAUUGACCAACUCAUCGAGGGACACCAGUGGCUGGAGAGAAACCUGGGUGCAACCCCACGCUCGGGCUGGGCAGUGGACCCCUUUGGGCACAGCUCCACCAUGCCUUACCUGCUGCGCCGUGCCAACCUGACCAGCAUGCUGAUUCAGAGGGUACAUUAUGCCAUCAAGAAGCACUUUGCUGCCACUCACAGCCUGGAGUUCAUGUGGAGGCAGCUGUGGGACACAGACUCCAGCACAGACAUCUUUUGCCACAUGAUGCCCUUCUACAGCUAUGACGUCCCACACACCUGUGGCCCUGACCCCAAGAUCUGCUGCCAGUUCGAUUUCAAACGUCUGCCGGGUGGACGCAUCAAUUGCCCCUGGAAGGUGCCACCCCGGGCUAUUACGGAGGCCAACGUGGCAGACAGGGCUGCCCUGCUCCUGGAUCAGUACCGGAAGAAGUCCCGGCUUUUCCGAAGCAAUGUCCUCCUCGUGCCAUUGGGCGAUGACUUCCGAUAUGACAAGCCUCAGGAAUGGGAUGCCCAGUUCUUCAACUACCAGCGGCUCUUUGACUUCCUCAACAGCAAGCCGGAGCUCCAUGUGCAGGCCCAGUUUGGGACCCUCUCUGAGUAUUUUGAUGCUCUCUAUAAGAGGACAGGAGUGGAGCCUGGUGCCCGGCCUCCAGGGUUUCCUGUGCUGAGUGGAGAUUUCUUCUCCUAUGCUGACCGGGAGGACCACUACUGGACAGGCUAUUACACUUCCCGACCUUUCUAUAAGAGCUUGGACCGAGUCCUAGAAGCCCAUCUGCGUGGGGCAGAGGUUCUAUACAGCUUGGCUGUGGCUCAUGCCCGCCGCUCCGGACUGGCUGGCCAGUACCCACUGUCUGAUUUUGCUCUUCUGACGGAAGCUCGGCGCACACUGGGGCUCUUCCAGCACCAUGAUGCCAUCACCGGAACUGCCAAGGAGGCGGUGGUAGUGGACUAUGGGGUCAGGCUGCUGCGGUCCCUGGUUAGCCUGAAGCAGGUCAUCAUCAAUGCUGCUCACUAUCUGGUGCUGAGCGACAAAGAGACCUACGAAUUUGACCCUGGGACACCCUUCCUUCAAAUGGAUGACAGUCGUUUAAGUCACGAUGCCCUGCCGGAGCGCACAGUGAUCCAGCUGGAUCCCUCCUCCCCCAGGUUUGUGGUGCUGUUUAACCCACUGGAACAGGAGCGGCUCAGUGUGGUGUCCCUGCUGGUCAACUCCCCAAGGGUGCGAGUCCUUUCAGAGGAGGGCCAGCCCCUGUCUGUGCAGAUCAGUGCGCACUGGAGCUCGGCCACUAACAUGGUCCCCGAUGUCUACCAGGUGUUGGUACCCAUCCGUCUGCCAGCCCUGGGCCUCAGUACGCUGCAGCUGCAGCCAGACCUUGAUGGGCCCCACACAGUGCCGUCUUCCGUACGUGUCUACCUGAAUGAUGUGAAGCUGUCAGUGAGCAGGCAGACGGCAUUCCCACUCCGUGUCAUGGACUCGAGCACCAGUGACUUUUCCAUCAGCAAUCACUACAUGCAGGUCUGGUUCUCCGGCCUUACUGGGCUCCUCAAGAGCAUCCGAAGGGUGGAUGAGGAGCAGGAGCAGAAGAUGGACAUGAAGCUCCUCAUCUAUGGUACCCGGACGUCCAAAGAUAAGAGUGGUGCCUACCUCUUCCUGCCUGACAGCGAGGCUAAGCCCUACAUCCCCAAGAAGCCUCCUGUGCUGCGUGUCACCGAAGGCCCGUUCUUCUCAGAGGUGGCUGCGUAUUAUGAGCACUUUCACCAAGUGGUUCGACUGUACAACCUGCCAGGAGUAGAGGGGCUGUCUCUGGACAUGGCAUUCCAGGUAGACAUCAGGGACUACGUGAACAAAGAGCUGGCCCUGCGCAUCCACACGGACAUUGGCAGCCAGGGCACCUUCUUCACAGACCUCAAUGGCUUUCAGGUACAACCCCGGCGAUAUCUAAAGAAGUUGCCCCUGCAGGCUAACUUUUACCCCAUGCCAGUCAUGGCCUACAUCCAAGAUGCAGAGAGGCGCCUCACGCUGCACACCGCGCAGGCUCUGGGUGUCUCCAGCCUCGGUGAUGGCCAGCUGGAGGUGAUCUUGGACCGACGGCUAAUGCAGGAUGACAACCGGGGUCUAGGCCAAGGGCUCAAAGACAACAAGAUCACCUGCAACCACUUCCGCCUCCUGUUAGAACGGCGAACCUUGAGCCAUGAGGUCCAAGAUGAGCGCUCUACCAGCUACCCGUCCCUCCUCAGCCACCUGACGUCCAUGUACCUCAACACGCCUCCACUCGCCUUGCCCGUGGCCAAGAAGCAGGUCACCAGCUCCACGCUGCGCUCUUUCCAACCUCUGGCUUCCCCACUGCCCUGCGACUUCCACCUGCUCAAUCUGCGCACGAUCCCGGCUGAGGACACCCUGCCUUCAGCCGAUGCUGCGCUCAUCUUGCACCGCAAGGGUUUUGACUGUGGCCUCGAGGCCAAGAACUUGGGCUUCAACUGUACCACAAGCCAGGGCAAGAUGGCCUUGGGAGGUCUCUUCCAUGGCCUGGAUGUGGUAUUCCUGCAGCCAACCUCGUUGACUUUGCUGUACCCUCUGGCCUCACCCUCCAACAGCACUGACAUCUUCCUGGAGCCCAUGGAGAUUGGCACCUUCCGCCUCCGCUUGGGUUAGGUCAGGACUUCGCGUGGCCUGAAGAGAAAGUUUAUCCACAGAGACCACCUCUUAACACCAAAUCCGGUUUGACAAGCCACACUAGUGUCACCCUCCGUUCUGCCUCAGAACUGUGACAGUCUGGGCUCUGCCCUUACAUUGUCUAUUGCUGCUUCUGUGUUUGGGACAACCACAUGUCAGUGGUAAGCAGGUGCCAGUGAGACAAGGGAGAGGAGGCUCUCUGGGUUGUGAGUAGGUGCCCAGGUGGGCACAGGCUCAGGCUCCCAUCGUUUUCCCAAAAUGGGAUUUAGGAAGAGUGGAGGGAAACGGAAGAGGUCAAGGACGCUGUGAGGAACAGCCCAGUGCCAGGUGACAGCAGUCAUGAGCUAGCUCUAGGCAGGCUAUGGUGACAUAGGCCCCACAUGUCCUGUUAUGAGGCACAGGAGCAGGGUGACUCUGGGAGAAGGGACGUAGAGAUCCAUUAUUAGUGGGAUAGAGGAGUGAGAUGGGUCCCUAGUUCUCCCAAGAGCCUAAAGGCUUUGCUGCUUUCUGUUCUGCCUCUGCCUUUAGUACCUCUGGGCUUGUGUACCCUGGCUAGGUGGCGAUAAGGACUAGCUUGAGACUCUAAAUCAAGGUCAGAGGCCAUAGAACACUUCAGGUACCCACACCCAUUCUCCGCUGGUCAUUUGGUGAUGUGUUGAUUUGUGGUAGGGGUGAGAAGUGUCUCCCACCCUCCCUGCUUCUUUAUGUCACACACCACUCUCCUCACGAAUUCCUGUCACAAGACUCCCGUGCUUGGGCACCUUGUGAAGCAUCCCAUGCUGGGUCCCGUGGCAGGUGGAGGAGGUUCAUCCUUGCUCCAUCUACAGAAAUGUUGCCUUCCUGGUAUGUGGGACAAAGAAGAUGGAGACGAAAUUAGGAGGCUGUAUGCUCUGAUGAGCCCUCAUUUUACCUUAAUUAGUAGAGAAUUUGUCUAUAAAUGAUGAAAAGAAAGUUGGUAAAAGUGUAGCUCCAUCCCUUAUGAAAACUUAGAAAGCCAAGACCAGAAAGAAGCAUCAUACUAGAUAAAGGUCCCUGUCACCAGUAACCUAUAGCACCCAAAGAACCAAACAGCAAGGCACUCUCCUGAGAGUCAGAAACUAGCUGGGGCAUGCUGAUGUUUAACAGGGUUCCGGUAUCACUAAUCCCUGCAAUUCAGCAGAUGGAGACAAGGGAACGCCAUGAUUGCCAUUGUUUUUAAACCAUAAGCUAUAUCUAAGAAGCCAGUGCCAACUGAAGACCCAGCAAGGUGUUCUGUGAGUCGCCUGAGUGCUGUCCAUGUAAACACCAGUUCUUCCCAAAUCAGCCCAUAAAAUCAAUGUAAUUCCAGCAAGAGUGGAGACUUCUUGGAAUCCUGCCAGUUCUGAUAUUCAUUUAGAAGAGUACAGGAUGAGGGUGUGAGGCAGUUCUGAAUGACAGUGGUAAUAUAUGGCUGGUGGUCCCAAGGGGGGCAAAAGGCACUUGUCAUACAGAGUCCUCAAAGGCUUGGACUCUUCUGCCAGCAUGAAUUUAGUCAUUGUGUUGGUCAGAGAGACAGACCCAUGCACACAGACGUUCAGGGACAGGGAGAUGGAUCGUUUCAUAAAUAGUUCCUUGAGACAGCUAGCUGUUAGUUGAAACUCUUACCUCAGUUUCCCAAAAAUUAGCUCUGGAGGGGAAAGCAAAACAAGAAAUUAUUCAAAAAAUACAUAUAUAAAAAUCUCACUCUCACUAUGUAGCUCUGGCUGUUCUGGAACUUACUAUGUAGACUAAGUCUUUAAAUCACAGAGAUCCCCACCUGCUUCUGCCUCCCAAAUGCUGGGACUAAAGGCGUGUGCCACCACACCCAGCAAAAAAAUAUAUUUUUACAUUUGAUGUAGGAAGGCUUUUCUAUACAUAACAUGAUAGGGGGAAAGACUACAAAGGAAGCGUGUGAUAGGAAACAGGUUAAAGUACACUUUGCAGGUGUGUGCCCUGAAUGAGGACUGCAGGAGAAAAACCUGCUUUGGCUCCUCUGAGGACAUCACCAGGGUCUGCCCAGCUUUCACCCAAAGGUCCUACAGUGACAGGGCUGAGUUCUGGGAGGUCCUUCAGACUACAGCCAGGCUCAGGCCGCAUGGAUUCCUAGUCAUGUUUGGUGAAAGAAAUAAGAUGAUGAGUAGGAACUGCUUAGCGUAGAGCCUGGGCGGUAGACAAGUAUGGGCGGAAGUUUCUGUCCUGACCGCCUAAACACACGAGGAAAGAAUGUGAAGCCCCUGUUAAUAGCAAGUGUUAGGCUGGUGCAUGGUCUGUAGUCAAAUGAUAGUGGAGACUCUGGACCCCUAGGAAAUUAGCGGAAUAAAGGAUAUUCAUUGGA